GGACUCUCUCUGUCCCUCCCCUGCUUUCAUCUGUCAUCAGUAAGCCACCUCCACCACAUGGAACUGAGCAACAGAACACAAAUUUCAGAAUUUUUUCUUCUGGGAUUUUCAGAAGAACCAGAACUACAGCCCCUCAUAUUUGGGCUUUUCCUCUCCAUGUACCUGAUCACUGUGUUUGGAAAUCUGCUCAUCAUCUUGGCCAGCAGCACAGACCCCAACCUCCACACGCCCAUGUACUUCUUCCUGGCCAACCUGUCCUUUGUAGACAUUUGCUUCACCUCCACCACCAUCCCAAAGAUGCUCUGGAACAUCCAGACCCAGAGCAAAGUCAUAACCUAUGAGGACUGCAUCGCACAGAUGAACUUCUUUAUAAUCUUUUCAGUGUUGGAUGACUUUCUCCUGAGUGUGAUGGCCUAUGACCGGUUUGUGGCCAUCUGUCACCCCCUGCACUACACAAUCAUCAUGAACCCCCAGCUCUGUGGACUCCUGGUUCUGGUGUCCUGGAUCAUGAGUGUUCUGUAUUCCUUGUUACAAACCUUAAUGGUGUUGCGGCUGUACUUCUGUACAGAGGUGGAAAUCCCCCACUUUUUCUGUGAACUCAAUCAGAUGAUCCAACUUGCCUGUUCUGACACCUUUCUUAAUGACAUGAUUAUGUAUUUUGCAACUGUGCUGCUGGGUUGUGCUCCCCUGGCUGGGGUCCUUUACUCUUAUUCUAAGAUAGUUUCCUCCAUACGUAGCAUCUCAUCAGCUCUGGGCAAGUAUAAGGCAUUUUCCACCUGUGCAUCUCACCUCUCGGUUGUCUCUCUAUUUUAUUGUACUGGCCUGGGAGUGUACCUCAGCUCUGCUGCCACCCAGAGCUCCCACUCAAGUGCCACAGCCUCGGUGAUGUACACGGUGGUCACGCCCAUGCUGAACCCCUUCAUCUACAGCCUGAGGAACAGAGACAUAAAGGGCGCUCUGAGGAGAUUCUCUGCAAUGGCAGCUAUAAAAGGGCUAAUUGUCUUGGGCUGA
Prionailurus viverrinus (fishing cat) is the source of this 1011-nucleotide messenger RNA. RefSeq names its product olfactory receptor-like protein OLF4. The coding region runs from base 58 to 1011 and encodes 317 amino acids. Gene Ontology annotation, cellular component: membrane. The record is from RefSeq and is a predicted model, not a curated record. Gene Ontology annotation, molecular function: olfactory receptor activity; G protein-coupled receptor activity. Lineage: Eukaryota; Metazoa; Chordata; Mammalia; Carnivora; Felidae. Gene Ontology annotation, biological process: G protein-coupled receptor signaling pathway. The transcript is spliced from 3 exons.